AACAUUUCCACACUCAAGAAACCGAAACUCAACAGUUUCAGCAUGCGUUCUCAUUUUCGGUAACCUCUGAAGCAGCCUGAAGUUUCCGUUGCGUUAUUUCGGUUAUUGCUGUACGGCCACCGCCAUGCAAACACCUCAAAUAACUAUUCCACCUCCGCCACCACCGCCACCGCCUUCGCUAUCAGUGUACAGGCGAAGCGGUGAGGGCAACGCCGGUGAUGUCAAACCACAUACUGCCGUCCUCGGCGUGCUUGAAGGGCAACUUCAUCGCAUAACGGCCGGCUCUGAAGAGGCGAUCGUCGUGUCCAGGAUGUCACCGUUAAGACCCGUUCUUCAAGACGGACCACAAUGUGGACUAGUAGCACUUAGCAUGGCCUCACAGCUACUCCGGGAUCAUCCAGUGAGUGUCGACGAUCUUUACGAAAAGGCCAAGUCGCUUCAGUUCACCAAAAAAGGAGAGAUGUUUUCAGUUCAAAACAUGAAGACUUUGGCCGAGACGUGUCUGAAAAAUCCUUCCUCUAAGAUUGUGCGCAGCGAGCAUCGGCAAAGAGAACUUGUCAGACACUUGCUCGAGGGGAAGCCAUCACUAAUACCGUACGAUUCUGACGGCAAUUUUGAACCCUGCCUGAAACAUGGACACACGGCACACUGGGCUGUCCUUCAUGGAAUCUGCAUGGUUCUACAAUCAUCUUGUAUUGAAGGCACACUGGAGGACAUUACAGACAUGGACUCGAAGUGCUCGAAGAUUUUCCAUAUCCGUAACAUCAUCCCCGAAGAAGCUUUAUUGGAACUCGCCCAGCUAGCUGAGAGCCCAGAGGCCAGUGUGUUUGUUUAUGCCAGUCAGGGAAAGAGCAGGCAUGUCGGUUUGUGGGAACUGGAGUUGCUUCUGAAAAGCAAUGAUAACCUAGCGCAUUUCACGCCAAAGCAUGAUGUCUCCGAGUUCGUGGUCCCAGAAGGGGGUGUUGCCGAAGGGCUAUCUGGUCAAGUGCUUCUUUUCACGUAGUGAAAGAUCCUGGUGGAAUGUUGAGUAAUUUAAGUUAAUGCAAAGGUAUAGCUAGGCAAGUUUGUGUGAAUCCUUCUCGAGACAAGCAACUUUAGCUGUUGGUUCCCAUCUUGUCCGUGUCAUUAUCUGUUAUCUCACACUAAUCUAAGCAAAAUAGCAGAGGCAAGGCAGUUCAGUAUGAAUCUGUCUUGAGACUACGUAGUGACAAAAGUUUAGUUGUUGACCUACGCUCAUGUUCUUAUCUCAUCUGAGUCACUGUCUUUCACUAAACCGUCUAUCCCAUUCACAUUCUAUGUGCACACCUUCGAUGUGGCUCAUUACAUUUGGCAUGGGCUUGCCCGGCACCAACCUUGUAGCUGCUGGAUGUCUACUGCGCCCUCUAGCUGAGGCCAGUUGCAGCAGAAAGCAGCGUGCCUUCCUCCUCACCCCUUGGCCUGCCAAACAAAGUGCUUGAGCUCGGCAGGCUUUGUGGAGCUCCCUGCCCAAGCUGUUUUCACUGUGGUGCUUGUGAAACGCUAGAACAUUUAUUUAUCAAGUGAAUGUCCAGCCCUCUCCAGUGCCAGAGAAAAUAUAAGCAAGGUAUUUAAACCUCAAUAUAAUGAAGUUGGUAAAAUUGGCACUUUACUUUGUUAUAUCAAAAUUUGUUUCUACUGAAAUUCGCCAUUUUAUGCUAAUAAGUGUGGUUGCCGGCAAAGUUUUCUUACACAGAAGGGGCCGUAAAAUAAAAUUUUCCGAAUUAUCGGGCAACCGAACAAAACAACAAAUUUCAUUGAGAAAAAAAAUCAUUUAUUGGAACUUGAGAGUUGGUGACCAAAGAUACAAUUUCAUGCCGCGUCGAUCGGUGGUACAAAACUAAGUUUGUGAAGCUCCACCGCAGCUGAUAGUGGUGCUCGCAGUGGGACGACACUAUCAUGAAAAGGACAGGUAGAGUGGAGCGAAUGCUUCAACACAUCUCCGAAACUCGAGAUUACGCGACCGCCAGCACUAAGCGCGUGGAAAGAUGGCGCACAUGAAGGCACGGCCAUUUUGGGUCACCCAGCGUUUGCACCUGGCGCAGGUUACCUUCAAGAUAGGGCGCGCGGGUUGCAUAUGCGCUCAGCCAUACGCAGCCAUGGCUGUUCUAGAGGUGGAGGCGCAGGCUCACCUACCCUCCCCUUGCUCAUUCGUGAAGACGGCGUGCAUCAAGCCACCCUCUCUUGCUCACCCUUGAACCCACAGCAUACAGUGUGGGGCACGACAGGAUGUUAUCGCAUUUAGACUCAAUACUGAACAUGAUGACGAAAAGGUCCACGUUGGUGGCCGCUCGCGAUUUGAGAGGUGCAUUCGGAAGCAGCCGCAUGUAAUUAAACCAUUUGCCCACCUGCAUGCGUGGCCAUCUGUUCAUAGCCUCGGUAUGACAUCGGGUCGGCAGGGAAAUUUCGUUAUAUUGAAAUUGAUGCAUACACGCAGUUCAUUGUAUUGAGGUUCAAAAUACAUGGUGUUCUACAUGGAGAAGUUAUGAAAGGUUCAAUACUUCAUUAUAUUGAUGUUCAUUAUGUCGAGGUUUAACUGUAUAUUGCACCCAACACUUGCCUUGCUUGUCCUUCCUGGAAAUACUUCACCCCUCAGGGUUCAUAGCUAAGCACAAGCUAUACUCUGUUUCAUACAUAGCAGGAAACGGCAUGGAAGCUAUGCAAGUAGUGCAGCCACAGAAGUCUCACUCUAUGCAUUUUGCAAUGCAGUUGUUCUUGAUCUGCAACAUUUCCUACGAAGUAACUAUUUCAUGUAUUACAACUACAACUUGUGGACACAAGUUUACGUCAAAUCACAUAUUACUUGCGCUUAUUUGUGCUUCUAGUAAGCGACGUACCACGUUUUGGUCGCGGGCGCAAGCGAUGCGCUGUGAAGGCUGGUUGCAGAAACAUGUUACUCUGCUUGUUUGGCGGUACAUAGAUUUAAAUCUCCAAUGCCCCUCAUAUAAUGAAUAGGUCAUAUUUAGAGGUGUAAAAGUAUGAGACAUAAUUUUACAUCGAAUUGCAUGGUGCAUCUUCAUAUGUGACGCACUACUUUUUGUUCGUGGAUGCAAACAGUGCGGGAAGUCUGACCAGCCUUAAUAGCGUUGUGUGCUGUGUACGAAACAGAGUGCGUUGACUUUUGCUUUGCUUCCUGAAAGAAAGACUCAAGUCUGUGCUUCCUGGGUGCACCCAAUAUUGCCGGCAUCUUCCAGUCAGAUUUAGGUAUGACACAUCUUGCCCCCCUUUUUGUUUUCCUCUCCCUAGUGCAGUUCUUUUAAGGUGUCCUCUUGUGGGAGACAGUUAACUGUGCUGCAUCUCUCCCCACAUUUCUUCUACACUACAAUAAGAAUUUGAGCUAACAAGGAAAGACAACAGAGCGAGUUAGUAUGGAUGUGUUUUGAGACUAGUGAGUAUAAUUGUCAGUCAACACUCUUGCUCUCUUCUCAACCUUCAGAGGUUUUGUCUUAGAGAAUGUGGUCCUACUUGUGUUGUGAAUGUCGUUUCUCACAUAGGGCCAGAGCAUUUUUAACAGGUAGUCAUUUGUAUGAUGUAUUUGUAAGUGCAUAUAUUUAUACAGGUUGGGUGCCUUACAUAUGAGCUACUCAAAACAGGGAAGCAUAUAUAUGUAGUAGCUUGCUGCUCACUGGCUCAGAUUUCUGUUGUGCUAAUAAACUGAAUUGAGGUAAA
Molecule: messenger RNA, 3684 nt
Organism: Dermacentor silvarum
Lineage: Eukaryota; Metazoa; Arthropoda; Arachnida; Ixodida; Ixodidae
Product: UPF0692 protein C19orf54 homolog
Exons: 5
Coding region: 125-1003 (292 amino acids)
Source: RefSeq, a predicted model, not a curated record